CUCGACAAGUCAUGCAGGACCGAAACGGGAACGCAACACUCGCAUCAUCCUUCUCCCCUCGCUCGGACAGAUAGAAAUCCUGGCAAUGAACAUCUACCUCCCGGCUCAUCCCACCCCCAACCCUUCUGCUCGGUGAUUCGCAGCGCAUCGCAUCGCAUCACAUCACAUCGCAUCAUGUCCACCACCACCACCACCACGCCCCUCAAACCCCAACCCCAACCCCAAUGGCUCCGCGCCCUCAAAACCGCAGCCCUCUUCCUCCUGCACCAAUGGCUCUUAAUCGGCAUCGGCGUCGCCUGCGUCCUGGCAUACUACUUCCCGAACGUGGCCAAAAGCGGCGGCACGAUCCGGUCGGAAUACAGCAUCCUCUACGGCGCGAUGGCCCUGAUCUUCCUGAUCUCGGGCCUCAGCGUGCCGCGCGAAAAGCUGCUCCUGCACCUCCUGAACUACCGCCUGCACAUCCUCGUCCAGGCCUUCUCCUUCCUCUUCAUCCCGGCCUUCAUCCUCGCCAUCGUGCACAUCAUCCUCGUCGCCGACCCCCACCAGCACAUCGACCGCGCCCUGCUCGCCGGCUAUAUCUUCCUCGCCUGCAUCCCCACCACCAUCGCCUCGAAUGUGGUGAUGACGCGCUCGGCUGGCGGCGACGAUGCCGCCGCGUUGGUCGAGGUUAUCAUUGCGAAUUUUCUCGGCCCGUUUGUCACGGCCGGUUGGACGGUGACGCUGUUGCCGAAGGAGGCGGGGUUCGAUGUUUGGAGGGUCGGGGAUGGGGAUUUGGGCAGUAUGUAUCGCGAUGUCUUUAAGCAGUUGGGUCUCGCGGUCUUGUUACCCCUUGUUGUUGGCCAGUUGGUUAGGUGGUUGUGGACGGAUCGGGUCGCCUGGGUUUUGAAUAAGUAUAAGGUGCCGAAGAUUAGUACCGCUUGUUUGAUUUUGUUGGUUUGGUCGACAUUCUCCUCCUGCUUCGCCACCGGCGCCCUCCAAUCCCUCUCCGCGUCGAGCAUCAUCUUCGUCGUUCUCUUCAACAUCGCCCUGUACAUGUUCCUCACCGUCGCGUGCUUCUGUUUCGCCCGGCCCCCGCCCAUCCUGGCCCGGAUGUCCGUCACCAUGAAAGGCACCACGUUGCGCCCCUUCGACCAGCUGAAUCCCUACGAGACCAUCGCCGUGUGCUUCUGUGGGCCGGCCAAGAGCACCGCCCUCGGUAUUCCUCUGCUUUAUGCCAUGUGGAGUUCCCUGGAUCUGUACGUCAAGUCCAAGACCUCCGUGCCGGUGUUGCUGUAUACCACGGAGCAGAUUUGCGUGGCGCAUUUUUUUGUCUAUGGGUUUGGGUGGUGGAGGACCCUAUAUGACAUGCAGCCCGACCGUCUCAUCUAG
Aspergillus heteromorphus CBS 117.55 is the source of this 1368-nucleotide messenger RNA. RefSeq lists its product as uncharacterized. Lineage: Eukaryota; Fungi; Ascomycota; Eurotiomycetes; Eurotiales; Aspergillaceae. Gene Ontology annotation, cellular component: plasma membrane. The record is from RefSeq and is a predicted model, not a curated record. Bases 175 to 1368 code for a protein of 397 amino acids. The transcript is spliced from 3 exons.